Messenger RNA from Solea senegalensis (Senegalese sole), 1593 nucleotides. It is a transcript of the gene yju2b, whose product is annotated as YJU2 splicing factor homolog B. The coding region runs from base 151 to 1227 and encodes 358 amino acids. The record is from RefSeq and is a predicted model, not a curated record. NCBI's taxonomy places the organism in Eukaryota, Metazoa, Chordata, Actinopteri, Pleuronectiformes, Soleidae. Gene Ontology annotation, cellular component: post-mRNA release spliceosomal complex; U2-type spliceosomal complex. Gene Ontology annotation, biological process: mRNA splicing, via spliceosome. The transcript is spliced from 10 exons.
GUAGGCAAAGAGCGAUUUGAAGCAUUACCGCCACCAUCUGGUACGUCUCCAUUACCCAUCAGCCCCUGCUUGGUUGUUUGUAGCAUGGUUUGUAGGAGCUGCGAGAGCAUUUAGCUGUGACCUUACUUUUGGGGACGUUCAACUGUCGUCAUGGGUGAAAGAAAAGGAACAAACAAGUACUAUCCUCCAGAUUUCGACCCGGCCAAGCAUGGAUCGCUUAAUGGCUACCAUAAAACCCAUGCUCUCAGGGAGAGGGCCAGGAAACUGUCCCAGGGCAUCCUCAUUAUCAGGUUUGAGAUGCCCUACAACAUCUGGUGUGACGGCUGUAAAAAUCACAUUGGCAUGGGUGUGCGCUACAAUGCUGAAAAGAAGAAAGUGGGGAACUACUACACCACGCCAAUCUACAGGUUCAGGAUGAAGUGUCACCUGUGUGUUAACUACAUCGAGAUGCAAACAGACCCGGCCACCUGCGACUAUGUGAUCGUGAGCGGCGCACGCAGGAAAGAAGAGCGCUGGGACAUGGCUGACAAUGAGCAGAUCCUUACCACAGAGCGAGCAGAGAAGGAGAAGCUGGAGACUGAUGCCAUGUUCAAACUUGAUCACGGUGGAAAAGAUAAGGAGAAGCUCAGAAAGGCUCUGCCGUCCCUGUUGGAGAUCCAGGACCAUCAGUCUGGCUGGAAGGAUGACUUCCAGCUCAACAGCGCCCUCCGCAGGAAGUUCAGAAUGGAGAAGAAAGUUCUGGCCGAGCAGGAGGAGAAGGACAACGCUGUGAGAAUGAGGACGAACCUGUCCAUCCCACUGCUGCCGGAGAAGGAGGACGACAAGAAACUGGCUGCUCUCCUCACUUACCAAGCACCUGACUCUUAUGAAGACAAACAGCACAGCAAGCGGAAAGAGAUCUCCUCUCGUUCAUGGUUCAAAUCCCCAGUGGGCACACCAGGGGGCGCUGCAGGCAGCCUUCUGCACAAACUCAGACUGCAGGGGAAAGAAACAGUGGCAGCCAAAGCCCUUGGCUCCUCCCACAGCCCACUCAUCCGCAGACGCUCUGGAGAACCUGGAAACAAAACUGAAGCCAGCGCCACCGUCACCUGCAGACAGUCGGACGCUGAAGUCGUCACACGUGAAGGUCAAAGUUCAAACAUGUCUCACACACCGGACAUCAGCAGAGGAGCAGGCGUGUCGCUGGUGGCAGACUACAGUGACUCCGACUCAGAUGCUGGACAGUGAUGGACAGUGGUCCUCACAAGACCAUUCAAUGAGACAUUUUCUGUUUUCUGCGUGUUUUCAAACAGGAAACAGGAAGUUGGUGUCACUUUGUAAACUGCUGAACCAAAGUCACUCACAGACGCUACAAUCACCAUAUUGAGCAGCAUACUCUGGUGUGUAGAAGUGAGAGAACAGUAACUUUGAUGUUUUCAGGAAGUUUAGAGCUCGUAAAUGUUUCAUUUGUGCAAUAAUUGCUCAAACAAAAGACAUUUCAUUACAUGGAGUAUGUCAUUUAAAUGUUUAUUGGAUGAAAGGGAUUGUACAACCCGUAAGUGUGCUUGUAUAAAUGUAGAAUUGUUUUAAAAUAAAAAUCCUGUUUUUGUUUUA